ACACGAAAUGAACCCUUUCGGCUUCCCUACAGUUCAACUGUCAUCCCAUCCAGCAUGGCGUCCUCUGCAAGGGUAGCUUCACGGGUUUGCUCUUUCUAUCUGCUUUUGUCCUCGAGACACGGUGUCAGCAGUGGCUGCAGAUGGUCCGGCCGGUCCUGCUCCUCCGCCUCGGUCAAGAGCAGCCUCUACGAGCAUGUGCUGGACGGGUACAGUCACAAACCCGAGCUGGACAUGAAGCGAGUGUGCGAGGAGGCGGAGGCGCUGACAGCAGAGCUGGAGGACCGCAGAGGAGACCUGAGGCCAGCAGAUGUCCCGCUCAUAAUUUCAGUCUGGAAGAAUCUACAGAAGGUGCAAGAAGAAAUAUCACAUUUAGAAGGCAGAAAGCAAGUGGUCAGUUCUACAGUCCGUGAGCUUGUGGGUAAACACGACAAAUCCACCUUGUCUAGUCUUGAGGAGUACGGUCACGCUAGAGAAGAGGGCAGAGCGAUCCGAGAGAAACUCAAUCAGCUGUAUCUGCAAGAGAAAGAGCUGGAGAAAGAGCAUUACUGCCGUGCUUUAAGACUGCCCAACAGAACUCAUCCAAGUGUGCCCAUUGGAGAUGAGAGCCAGGCAAGAGUGGUUGAAGUAGUUGGUGAGAAACGAGAAUUUGAUUUUAAACCAAAAGGCCACCUGCAAAUUGGAGAGAGUCUUGACAUCAUAAGACAAAGACGGCUGUCUCACGUGUCAGGACACAGAUCUUAUUAUCUGAGAGGGGCAGGGGCUCAACUGCAGUUUGCCUUGCAGAACUUCGCUAUGGAUCUUCUUCAGAAACGGGGCUUUAUUCCUAUGGUUGUUCCUGACAUAUUAAAAUCAGUUGUUUUUGAGGGUUGUGGGAUGCAGCCUCAUGCUCAGAAAUCUCAGGUUUAUUCUCUGAAUCCCAAACGCUCUCCUGACCUUAAUCUUGCUGGUACAGGAGAAGUGGGAGUCGCAGGAUAUUUCAUGGAUCAUGCUGUAAAUUUUAAGGAUUUACCUGUCAGGACAGUCUGUAGCAGCACAUGCUAUCGAGCAGAAACAGACACUGGCAGAGAGACCUGGGGGCUCUACAGAGUUCACCACUUUACCAAGAUUGAGAUGUUCGGUGUGAGUGCAAAUGAGACUGGGGAGGAGAGCUCGCAGUUGCUGGAUCAGUUCGUCACGUUACAGAAAGAGAUUUUCUCAUCUCUACAGCUUCACUACAGGGUCUUGGAUAUGCCCACUCAAGAACUGGGGCCUCCUGCCUAUCGAAAGUUUGAUAUUGAGGCAUGGAUGCCAGGCAGAGGCAGCUUUGGAGAGAUUUCCAGUGCCUCAAACUGCACAGAUUACCAGAGCCGCCGUCUUGAUAUUCGAUAUGAGGGAGAAGAUGGAAAACUUCAAUAUGCGCAUACAGUGAACGCUACAGCUUGUGCUAUUCCACGUACCAUCAUUGCUAUUUUGGAGACAUACCAAACCAAGAAAGGAACAGUUCAGGUUCCUGAGGUGUUGCAGCAGUACAUCGGCAUGGAAGUGAUAGAAAAGCCUAAAUACACUCCUAUAAAGUAUAUUGGACCAAAUCAACCCAAGCGAAAAUAACACUUUUAUUGGUGUAUCAGACUUCAGUGAAGUACUUUGAUUUGCUGUGUUUCCAACAGCAAACAGAAUGUUUAUAGAUUUUUGUCUUAAUGUAUCUCAAACCUCAUGCUUAAGGGGAACUUAUCUAAUUUAUGUGGCCUUUUUCAAUAAAAUGUCAUCAGUGA
Messenger RNA from Danio rerio (zebrafish), 1751 nucleotides. RefSeq names its product seryl-tRNA synthetase 2, mitochondrial (gene sars2). Gene Ontology annotation, molecular function: ATP binding; serine-tRNA ligase activity; aminoacyl-tRNA ligase activity. The record is from RefSeq and is marked provisional. Gene Ontology annotation, biological process: seryl-tRNA aminoacylation; tRNA aminoacylation for protein translation. Gene Ontology annotation, cellular component: mitochondrial matrix; mitochondrion. Lineage: Eukaryota; Metazoa; Chordata; Actinopteri; Cypriniformes; Danionidae.